AAUGAGAACGACUUCUGUUUUCCUUUCCAAACUACAGUAUUAUGGAUCGAACGCCUCUACCAAAACCCGGGGCUGGAUUUAAGUUCCCAUGGACAAUCUUCGUUCUUUCGACCGUGCUCCUGUUGUCGAUCGGCGCAUUCCAUUUGCGAUGGGAUCGGACUAUUUCAUCGUCGCCAAUACAUCUACCCCAAACCUUCUAUACCUUCACGAAGCACCGCGAUCUUAUAGCAUUUGACGAGAACACACAGAAGAGUUGGAACUCUAUCAUCGGAUCAGAAUGGUGGGAUAUGAGUUGGACCGAUAGCUCCGGUCAAGUUGUGGUUCGCGGACUAGAUAUGUUCCACAAGCUUCACUGUUUGAUCGCUUUGAGAGAAGAAUUCACAAAACUGAGUCUCGAUUCUGAUCGCCAUCUCUUCUUCCAAGGGCAAAAGCCGGAAUCUAUGGCUGCGGAAUUACAUUUGGGACAUUGUUUUGAUUUCUUACGCCAGGGUAUUCUUUGUGCUGCGGAUUCGACUCUUGAGCCCCUCGGACCUGGAUAUACAGAGACAGACGGAACAGGGGUUUCACACCAGUGUUACGACUGGACGGUGCUUAUGUCGCAUGCUGGACUCAAGAACCAGUUCACACAAACUCAAUAA
Bipolaris maydis ATCC 48331 is the source of this 638-nucleotide messenger RNA. RefSeq lists its product as uncharacterized. Lineage: Eukaryota; Fungi; Ascomycota; Dothideomycetes; Pleosporales; Pleosporaceae. Gene Ontology annotation, biological process: mycotoxin biosynthetic process. The record is from RefSeq and is a predicted model, not a curated record.